AUUUAAGAUAUAUGUAAACAUGGCAUCUCUCUCUCAUUUACCCUUAGCGUCCACAGUCAAUAUCUCUUCCAACUCCACCAUUCCCUCUUCUUUCUUAUAUCCAUUCUCUCCAAAGCAACACCAAUCCUCUAAAUAUAGAAAAUCUAAACCCCAUGACAUUCCUAGGGUUGCAUGCAGUGGUAACCAAAACAACUCAAAACCAUCUGAAGGAGAACUACAACAAAAUCUUGUAGGACAUAGGAGGAACAUUCUGAUUGGCCUAGGAGGGUUAUGUGGUGCUGUUACUCUUAAUAACAACCCUUUUGCCUUUGCUUCUCCAGUGUUACCUCCGGAUCUAACCACAUGCGGUCCACCAGAUCUACCCUCAGGUGCAAAACCCACCAAUUGUUGUCCACCAUCUUCCACAAUCAUAGAUUUCAAGUUCCCUUCUUCGAACCAACCUUUGAGGGUAAGACCAGCCGCACAUUUGGUCAAUGAUGACUAUCUAGCCAAAUACAAAAAAGCCCUUGACCUCAUGAAAAACCUUCCAUCUGAUGAUCCGCGUAGUUUCACACAACAAGCAAAUGUCCAUUGUGCUUAUUGUGAUGGUGCCUAUCACCAAGUUGGGUUCCCUGACCUUGAUCUUCAAGUCCACAGCUCUUGGCUCUUCUUUCCUUUCCACCGAUGGUAUCUCUAUUUCUAUGAGAGAAUCUUAGGGAGCUUGAUAAAUGACCCAACCUUUGCCCUACCAUUUUGGAAUUGGGAUGCUCCCAAGGGCAUGCAAAUUCCUUCCAUUUAUACAGAUCCUAAAUCACCCCUUUAUGACACACUUCGCAGUGCUAAUCAUCAACCACCAACGCUUGUAGACCUUGAUUUCAGUUUCGAUGAUCCUAACACCAAAGGUAACAUACCCUCCAAUCUUACUAUAAUGUAUAGGCAAGUUGUGUCUAAUGGAAAAAUUCCAAGAUUGUUCCUUGGCAGCGCUUAUCGUGCUGGGGAUGAUCCUGACCCUGGUGCUGGCUCAGUGGAGAACGUUCCACAUGGUCCUGUUCAUGGAUGGACUGGUGACAAUAACCAACCUAACUAUGAGAAUAUGGGGACUUUCUAUUCGGCUGCAAGAGACCCCAUUUUCUAUUCUCACCAUUCGAACAUUGAUAGGAUGUGGUCCAUAUGGAAAACACUUGGUGGAAAGAGAAAGGAUUUCACUGACCCAGAUUGGUUAGAGUCUGGGUUGCUAUUCUAUGAUGAGAAUAAGAACCUUGUGCGUGUGAAAGUCAAGGAUUGCCUUGACACAAGAAACCUUAGGUAUGUUUACCAGGACGUAGACAUUCCAUGGCUAAAAGCUAAGCCCACACCGCGUAGGCCAAGGGUUCAAAAGGUAGCACUUGGACAACAUUUUGGUGUUGGUGCAGCACAAGCUGCUGAGACUUCAAGGAGUGUUAAGUUUCCAUUGGUUUUGGAUUCAAUUGUGAGUACUGAGGUGAAGAGGCCUAAGAAGUCGAGGAACAAGAAGGAAAAGGAAGAGGAGGAGGAAGUUUUGGUGAUUGAAGGGAUUGAGUUUGAGAGGAACAUACCUCUGAAGUUUGAUGUGUUUAUUAAUGAUGAAGAUGAUAAGCUGGUUCGACCAGAUAAUACUGAGUUUGCAGGAAGCUAUGUGAAUGUGCCUCAUUCACAUAAGCACAAAAAUAAGAAGAUCAAUACUUGUUUGAGGCUAGGAUUGACAGAUUUGUUGGAGGAAUUAGGAGCAGACGAUGAUGAUAGUGUAGUGGUGACUUUGGUUCCCAAAUACGGGAAAGGACUAGUCACUAUCAAAGGCAUCAAGAUAGAGCUUCUUGCUGAUUAAAAAUCUGUUUCAACGAAUGGUGUGUGUUGUGGAUAAUCUAUCAUUCCUCAAAGCUAGCAUUUCCGAUGAUAUGGGUGGGUCACUAGGACAGAGAUUUACUUUAUUUCUUAUAAAUCACAAAUACGAAACUUGUGUUAAAAUAGACUAUAUAUGCUUUUGUUAAUUUGUUGGUAUAUCCUAUAUGAAAAAUAAUUGGUAAAUAAAAUAAUAUUGUUUUCAGAUUCUUACUCCAAAAAAAAUGCUUUUCUAUUUUUAAGUGUGCUUUUCUAAAACAUUAAAUUGUAUAUUGAUCGAAUAAAUUUGUGAAUGCAACUAUAUAUUUUUUAUUGGUGUAAAAUAAUAUCUCCCUAAUAAUCCUGAUGGAUGAUGUGGCCGCUAGUGCACCCAGUCGUCGAUAAUAAAGAAAAGUAUAAUAUGUACAUAGAUUGCACUGUUAAAUAUUAAUUAUUGAUAAUUUAAUUUAAAGGAUUAAAAUUAAUAGUGAGGAAAUAAAAAUGUGAAAAAAUAAUGAGAAAGCUAAUUUUGAGAGAGAAAUCAAAACUGAAAAUAAUUUCUAGAACUUUGAGUUCAUUGCAAUUU
Messenger RNA from Abrus precatorius (Indian licorice), 2401 nucleotides. Its product is annotated as polyphenol oxidase A1, chloroplastic-like. Gene Ontology annotation, biological process: pigment biosynthetic process. Gene Ontology annotation, molecular function: catechol oxidase activity. The record is from RefSeq and is a predicted model, not a curated record. The transcript has a single exon. NCBI's taxonomy places the organism in Eukaryota, Viridiplantae, Streptophyta, Magnoliopsida, Fabales, Fabaceae. The coding region runs from base 20 to 1822 and encodes 600 amino acids.